GUCGCUCCCACGCCCCUCCCUACCCGUGUCUCACGUCCAUUCCUGCGCUCACGUGCUCCAUCCUCUCUCUCUGAUCACAUCACUCCCACUGUACCGCUGCCCGUACCCCAUACCUGCACCGCAAGGACCCGUGCACAGUUGUGAAACUGAGGGAUUCUGGUCGUUCGUCGGUUGUCGGUUGUAAGGACAUGUUUUAGAGGCGGGAGACUGGGGAGCGAUUGGGAAUGAGAUGAGGGACGAGGACAUCGACAUCGGGGAUGUGGAGCAGUAUGAGAAUGCUGACUAACCGAUUUUCACGAGCGUCCAAAGCGGGUGCAAAUUUGUCUUCAGCCCAACGCGCACGUGCACGCGUUUACCUCAACCGCGUCAUUCACCAAUCUUUUUUUCUUUCGUUUCACUUGCAAUUGGGCGUCCGGAGUGUUUGGAGUGUUUGGACAUGGUGAAGCCUACAAAUGCUGGAGAUGGGAAGUCGAGUAGGAAACGGAAGGCGGAUGAUCUGAUUGCGGAUAACACGCCUGGCAUUGGGAGUGACAGUGUAAAAAUGCAAGUCGUCGCGAAGAAAAGCAAGAAGAAGCCAAAGGUUGCUGAGGCUGAGGCUGAUGCGCCUGCGCCUGCGCCUGUUGAUGCGGAUCUCGACGUUCCUGUAAAGUCCCAGAUUCCUGUCAAGGGCGUCAGCCUGCCUACACAUACAACAGCUGAGGAGAACCUACCUGUUGAGAAUAUUCAAAGGAAGAAGUCAAAGAAGAGAAAGGGGGAUACGGAACAUGAGCCGGUCGCUGGAGCGCCAGCUCCAAAGAAGAAGAAGAAAGACAAGCAGGGAGUGGGGCCUCUGCCUACUCCUCCUGAGAUACCGGUAAAGAAGAGCAAGAAACCUAAGGAUGUUGACCCUCCGGCUGCGGCAGAAGAGCCAGUGAAGAAGAGCAAGAAGUCCAAGGAUGUUGAGCCUCCGGCUGCGGCAGAAGAGCCAGUGAAGAAGAGCAAGAGAUCCAGGCACGUAGAACCUGCGGUUUCUACACCAGAGGAACCGACUAAGAAGAGCAAGAAAAUCAAGGAUGCUGGACCUGUCGUUGUGGGAGAGGAGCUGGUGAAGAAGAGGAAAGUGCCGAUGGAUGUGGAUGCCCUUCCGGCUAUUUCAGAAGAACCUGUCAAGAAGAAGAAAAAAUCAAAAAAGGCGGAGGCUGAGGCGUCUGUUGAGGAUGAGCCUACCAAGAAGAAGACGAAGUUGGGGAACGAAACUGAAGGAGUGAAGGAGACGAAAGACAAGAAGUCGAAAUCGAAGAAAUCGUCAGAUCAGGCGAAAGAAGAUGACAAGCUGAGUGAUGCGGCAAGGAAAGCAAUCGAGUACGCCAAGGGGUAUGCAUCAUCCAUCGCGAACCCUCCAACUCCAGGCUGGAAAUUUAACAAGAUCCUCCAGAAAUGGCUUAUCAAGAACUCGCUCGAUCCAGAACUGCUGCCGGAUGCGUAUACGGAUAUUUGUUUCAAGUACCUCCGGACGGUGAAAGGCGCCGCAUACCAGCAGAUGGAGGAGCUGUGCAAGAAAGUUAUCGAUCCUGUUGAAGAAACAGGGGACGCGAAAGAGAUGGGAGAAGAGAAAGCGGAGAAGGAGGAGCCGACUAAACAGUACUCGAAGGAGAGGGCGACUACGUUGCUGGAGAUGAUGCAGAGCACGUAGUACGGUGAUGGGUGAUUUCUUCUGUUCUCUUUGCAUCGGGUUCGAUGUGGUAUGGCCGGGAUAUCGUCUAUGGUGUUUGGGAACGUCUAGCGCUUGCCCAUAUCAAUAGUACGUUAACUUUUGCACCCAUUUUGUUUCUCCCGUCACCUCUUUCACACAUGUGCAUACUCUUCCCCAUUGAUGAUCCUAUUUCACCGAC
Molecule: messenger RNA, 1871 nt
Organism: Dacryopinax primogenitus
Lineage: Eukaryota; Fungi; Basidiomycota; Dacrymycetes; Dacrymycetales; Dacrymycetaceae
Exons: 5
Coding region: 437-1672 (411 amino acids)
Source: RefSeq, a predicted model, not a curated record